Messenger RNA from Mizuhopecten yessoensis (Yesso scallop), 7862 nucleotides. RefSeq names its product catenin alpha-2-like. Bases 98 to 2893 code for a protein of 931 amino acids. Lineage: Eukaryota; Metazoa; Mollusca; Bivalvia; Pectinida; Pectinidae. Gene Ontology annotation, cellular component: catenin complex; adherens junction. Gene Ontology annotation, biological process: cell-cell adhesion; cell migration. The record is from RefSeq and is a predicted model, not a curated record. Gene Ontology annotation, molecular function: beta-catenin binding; cadherin binding; actin filament binding. The transcript is spliced from 23 exons.
UAGCGGAAGUAGCGUUAGUCACUGUUUUGGUAUUGAAUCAACUACUUCCGUGGAACUUUUUAACAGCAAAAAAACGGUUGGGGCUUAGGUUGAAGAGAUGAGUACUACUAGUCCCAAUGGUUUGGGGACCCUACAGAUCAAGUGGGACCCCAAAAAUUUGGAGAUCCGGACCAAAUCAGUGGAAAAAACACUGGAGCCAUUGGUCACACAGGUGACCACUUUGGUGAACCAGAAGAGCCCAUCCAACAAGAAGAAGGGCCGAUCAAAGAAAGCCCACAUCCUCAGCGCAGCUGUACAGAGAGCCACAGAAAACUUCAUCGCAAAGGGCCACGAAAUUGCCAACGAAAACCCAGACAUCCGAGCCGAUCUUAUUGCAGCAUUGGACGAAGUGAAGAAAACAGGAGAGGAGAUGAGAGAUGCCUCCCAGGAUUUUGCGGCUGACCCCUGCUCGUCUAUGAAGCGUGGUGCCAUGGUGAGGGCGGCCCGAGCUCUCCUGUCUGCGGUUACAAGACUUCUCAUCCUCGCGGACAUGGUGGAUGUGCAUCUGUUAAUGAAGUCUCUCAGACUGGUUGAGGGUGACCUUGACCGCGUAAGGAAUGCAGCCAGCCAACAGGAGCUUAUGGAUGGAUUCAAAGACCUGGGAGAAAGCUUGGCUGACCUCGCUGCCAAGGCUCAGCAGAGACAAAAUGAUCUAAAGGACCCUCGGAGGCGUGAUGAGAUUGCAGCAGCUCGGGCCGUCCUUAAGAAAAAUAGUAUGAUGCUCCUCACAGCCUCAAAGGCUUACAUCCGCCACCCUGAACUAGCUCCAGCCCGAGAGAAUCGGGACUUUUCUUACCAACAGCUCCUGGACGCUGUCAACACCAUCUCGGGAGUAGCACAAGCUUCCGGGGCAUCCGAUGCUCAUCCUUACGAUGGGGCCGGAGAACUGGCUGCAGCACUUGAUGAACUCAUGCAAAAGAUAAUCAUGGAUCCUUUAUCCUAUAAUGAAGUACGAACCCGACAGUCCCUGGAGGAGAGGUUGGAGAGUAUCAUCAGUGGCGCCGCCCUGAUGGCUGAUUCCUCCUGUACCCGUGACGACAGACGGGAGAAGAUUGUACGCGAAUGUAACAAUGUUCGACAGGCCCUCCAGGAUCUUCUGUCGGAGUACAUGAGUAAUUGUCACAUACCAGCAUCCUUGUUUGGAAAGUUGAAUCCCUCCGUGGUUCAGCGAGUCAUUGGCUACUCCUCUGGACGUAGUGAGCCUAGUGAAGGAUUGGAACAGGCCAUAGAAAACAUGCAGAAGAAAACACAGGAUUUACGUAGACAGUUGAGAAAAGCUGUGGUUGACCACGUGUCUGACUCCUUCCUGGAAACCAACGUGCCCCUGCUGGUCCUCAUUGAGGCCGCCAAGGCUGGAGACGAGAAGGGUGUGGAGGAGUACGCCAAGGUGUUCGCAGAACACGCCAACAAACUUGUUGAGGUGGCAAGACUGGCCUGUUCCAUGUCCAGUAAUGAAGAGGGGGUGAAGCUUGUCCGCAUGUCCGCUGCCCAGAUAGAGAGCCUCUGUCCCCAGGUCAUUAAUGCAGCCCGCAUUUUGGCCAGUCGUCCAAGGUCAAAGGUUGCUCAGGAAAACAUGGAUGUCUUCAAGGACACAUGGGAAGGUCAAGUGAGGAUAUUGACCGACGCUGUGGAUGACAUCACAACCAUUGAUGACUUCCUGGCUGUGUCAGAAAGCCACAUCCUUGAGGAUGUCAACAAGUGUGUUUUGGCCCUACAGGAGGGAGACGCUGACACACUUGACCGCACAGCUGGAGCGAUCCGUGGGCGGUCAGCAAGAGUGUGUAACGUGGUGUCGGCGGAGAUGGACAACUACGAGAAUGGCAAUUACACUGAUAGAGUCAUGGAGGCUGUUGCCAUGCUUCGUGAUCAGGUGAUGCCUAACUUUGCGGAGAAGGUGGAGAAUGCUGUAGAUGCCCUUAGCAGCAAUCCCCCACGUGACCCUGAUGAGAGUGAUUUUUACGAUGCUUCCCAGCUGGUGUAUGAUGGAGUACGUGAUAUUCGCCAGGCGGUGCUAAUGAACAGGAAUCCAGAGGACAUUGAGACAGAUACGGAGGUGGACUUUGAAGAGAACAAAGAGGAGACUAUCAGUAAAUCGAGUUACAAGACGGAGCAGGAUGAGCAGGACAGCGAAAGGUGGAUGAUGCGCCACCUUCCGGAGGAUGCCAAGGAGAAAAUCCAGCAACAUGUUCAGGAGUUCCAGGUGGAGCGUCGCAAGCUGGACUACGAGGUCGCUAAGUGGGACGACAGUGGCAAUGACAUCAUCGUCAUGGCUAAGGAGAUGUGUAUGAUUAUGAUGGAGAUGACAGACUUCACUAGGGGUCGAGGACCACUGAAGAGCACCAUGCAUGUCAUCAAUGCUGCCAAGAAAAUCUCCGAAGCUGGAACAGGUCUGGACAAACUGGCUCGGUCCAUUGCUGAUCAGCUGUAUGCUGGUUGUCCAGACUCAGCCUCCAAGAAGGACUUAUUGGCCUACCUCCAGAGGAUCGCCCUGUACUGCCACCAGCUCAACAUCACCAGCAAGGUCAAGGCCGAUGUCCAGAGUGUCAGUGGGGAGCUCAUUGUGUCCGGGUUGGACAGCGCUACGUCCCUGAUCCAGGCGGCUAAGAACCUGAUGAACGCCGUAGUACUCACAGUAAAGGCCUGCUAUGUGGCCUCCACCAAGUACAAGGUGGCUGGGACAAAGAGUUCCGUGGUCAUGUGGAAGAUGAAAGCCCCAGAGAAAAAGCCGUUGGUGAUGAAGGAGAACCCGCUCGACAUACGCGGAAAGAUACGUAAGAGCGCACCAAAGAAAAGGAUUGAACCGGUCAAGGAACUUAGUGAAUUCUCAGAACUUAAUAUUGACAGCAUGUGCUGAUAGUUUGACCAAAACUUGGACUAGAGACACAAAAUUCUACUACCCAUCUCGCUAGACUCUCAGAUCCUCUGGUGAAUAAGGAACUUUUAGCUUUGAGCUUGUAAGCAGACACAACUCCACUGAAGCUAUAGUAAUAGUUAUUCAGUGUCUCAAAGAGGCCACGUUGUUAGUCCUGGGUUGUCAGGAGUUUCUGAUAUCCCUGCUUGUUAAGGUCCAGGGCUUUGUCUUGUAGCAGAAACCACUGUCAGAAUAAUGAUCCUAAUGGGACAUUGAAAUAAAAGGUUGUGGAAUGUAUCUGCCAUAUUUACAGGUGACGUUCACGCCAAGAAUCGUAUGUGAAGGUGCGUUACCAGUAAUUGAGAAUAUAUAUACAAUAUGCAUGGAAAGUAUUAACGAUUAAUUAAUAUACAUUAUAUUACUGUCUGUAAAUUAAGAUAUUUUUUUUAUGAUGUUAUCAUAUCACCCGCCGUCUCCAUGUAACGUCUACAUUUCAUUAGUGGUGUUUUAUUGUCGUGUUAAGAUGUGUUGUUACGUCAUUUUUGUCUCUCUAAGUACGUCACAAGAGACCAAUACUGCGCAACGGAAGUUUUACGCCUCUCUGAAUACUGCAUAGUGCUUUAAUACUUCAGGGGUCCAAUAUUGGUAAGAUUUAGUUUGUGAUUUUGAUUCCACUAAAAUGGUCUCAAAGAAAUUUAUUACACAGGGGUGAAUUGUAAUGACAACAAAAUUUCAAGUUGUUUACCAGCAUAACACUUAAAUGUAUUUUUUUUAUCCUCUAGGAAUGAUUUUAUUUUUGCUAUGGGCAUAAAAAUAUACAAGAUUAUUUAGUUCAAGUUCCGAUUUAAAACUGUACUUAAAUAGCUAUUUAUAGACAUUCUGUUUUAUACAUAAAAUGAAUUUAUCAGUUCACAGCAGUAACUAUUCUUCGAAUUUGAUUAUAAAAUGAGACAUGGAUUGAUUUAAACAGAAAAUCCAAUGACUGAAAUGUGACAUCGGCUUUCAGUAGAUCCUUACAACACGCUUUUGACUCCCCAAAAUGAACUUUGACUCUUGGUACAUUUUGGCUCUCCAAAAAAACAGGGAACAUUUUCUUUAACUUCUGAAAUUGCUAAAUGUCAAGAGACAACAACUGAAUGCCCUGCUGCUGCAGAACUCAAAGUCAUGGAAACGUUUUUCUUGGCUUUGAAUUGAUAUAGAUUAAGAUUUGAAUGGAUUUUGAUAGUGUACCUUGUUAUGCCCGGUAUAUGGAUCUGAUCACAUAUCACAUAGAAACCAUAUCACAAGGGAUCAUUGUUAUUUGGGGCGCAUUUACUACGAGCAGCCGCGGCUCACUCAUCGUUAACACAUGUAGAGGGUUGAUAGUGUUGGUUGCUCAUUUCAACAUAAAAACUCAUUGUUUCGAGAGACUUCAAGCUUUAGCAUGACGUCAUAUUCAAUGUUGCAAUUUUUUACUAUAAAUUUAAUUUUGUUUUCAUUCAUCAGUAAUGGUUGUGCAUACAGACAACUGUUGAAAAGUUCACGUAAUUACUUAAUUUUUCAAUCAGUCCAUAACCUGGAGUUUUUAAAGGAAUUUUACACUCUAUAUUAAACAGUUUUUUUGCUGUACCAUAUUUAUAUUCAAAUAAAUAUAUAUUUAUUGAAUGAUUGAUGAAUAAGAAGUGCUAAUAUAAUACAAUCUACACAAUAAGGUAUAACCAGAAAUCCUAAAUCACCUAUGACAGUGAAACCUGUCUUAUCUGGCCCCUGAAUAUUCUGUCAUCUUGUCUAAUCUGACACCUGCAUUUUCAAACAACCUGUGCAAUAUGAACCCUGAUCAUUUCGACUCCCUGUAAUGCUGUAGCACCAUUUCUUCUGAAAACUACCAAAGAAGACCUGUGUUCACCAACAUCCUGUUUAAUCUGACAAAGUUGUUGUGUUCCACAGGGUGUCAGAUUAGACAGACUUCACUGUGGAUAUUUGGAAGAUAUUUAUUUGUAUAUUUACUCAUGAAAUCAGUUGUGGUUGUGUAUCAGGGCCCACUUGUAUAAAACAUCUCAAAGUUAAGGAAAAUCUCGAGCAAUGUAUUGUCUAUGGGAAAUCUUAUUCUGGAGGAAAUCUCAAGAGUUGAGAUGUUUUAUACAGGUGGGCCCAGGCUUGUAUGUGGCUGUUGUUGAUGUCUGUGAUGUAAUGAUUUAAUGUUGACCAUUGUUACUCUGGUUGGAUCAUUGUCCAUUCAUUACAGUAUCAAAGAGAGUCUCCCUCCCUGAGAGGACACACUGUACUGCAGUAUAUCUAAAACAUUGUAAAACUGUCGCGACGAAGCCUCAAGUUUGGAGGCAAAUCUAGCGAGGCGGCCAAAUAAACUUAAAAGAACACACCUAACUGGUGACACUACUAGAGUAGGUUGUGACUAUAGCCACUUUCUCUAUAUAGUCCUAAUUACUAGUUACAUCGGGCUUCAUUCAGAAAAUGGCUUGUUAGUAAAAAAAAGACCAUGCUAGUGUUUUAUUAAGAUAAACAAUUUCGAUAGUUGUGAAAUAAAAUAAAAUCUUGUGAUGAUGAAUUUGCUGAGAUCAUGGGAAAAUAUUGUUGUUGAAUAUUUUUCAAAUUUAAUUUCUCACUUGCGCUAUGCAUUAUUAGAAUUCACUCCACUUGCGAAAUAUAUAACUUGUUGAUCAGGAAACCAAUCCUCUUAUAUACUGUGUACAGAUUUGAUUUCAUACCCUGUAAUUUUAACCUUUGUGGAAAAAUACUAACUUUUGUGGUGUUAAGAAUUCACGAUUUAGAAUUAUGAGGUAAAAUGUAUGUAAAUUGUAAUUAACUCUUUCACCCCUAAAGAGACAUUUGAACUCUUCCAAUUCAAUGGUUGGAAUAGAACACUAUGGAAUUUCAGGGGUGAAUGAGUUCAAUGACGACAUGCAAGGUAUUACCAGAAAAAAAUCGCUGUACUUUGAAAAUUAAUUGCUGUGACAAUAAAUAUGUAUAUACAGAAAUUAACUUUAUCGGCAUUAUAGGUUAUAAAUUAGACCUAAAUGUGUUAUUGAAAAGCAAAUGAAUUUGUUGCACCUAGUUCCAGUUCGUUAGUUUGUACAUAUGAAAUCUUGAAGGCAUCUUCAGGUAUGCUUGCCAGUCAAACAUAUUAUGUAGGUUUUUUAAGGAAAUGGGAAUAUUAUAUAGUGACUGUUUAUUUGUCCAGUAGAAUCUCUAUAGUAAAGAUUGUUUGUGUUUUACAUCCUAUGAAGAGCUAUAUAAGGGCGUGUCAGGUUUUGGUGGUGCAGGAAAGCCGGAGUACCCGGAGAAAAAACACCGACCUGCCGCCAGUAUGUGGUGACUGCCUCACGUAGGUCUCUAACCCGCGACCAUGUGGUGGAGGGCUAGUGGUAGCAGAAUGUCAGACGCCUUCACCACUCAGCCACCACGCCCCCUCUCUAUAGUAACCCAGAACCUAGUCAUGUUAUCCUGAACAUAUUAUAUAUGAAUUACAUAAACAGGACAGCUUGUUCAACAAACCGAUCCCCUACACAGCACCCACUUAAAUUAAUGUUUGUAUCAUUUAACUUGGCAUCACUCGGCGUAAGUGAUGGAGAAACAAUCAGACCUGCUGAAUUUUCAGGGCUGUAGGGAAGUGUAUAAUCAUAAGUGUAUACAAAUUUAGGAGUAAAUAAAAGUUUUUCAACUUUUUAAUUAUGGUAGGUGGGAUUUUCUACUUAAGUUGGAAGUAAACCAAAUUCUAAGCUUAUUGCAAAACCGUUUGAGAAAUCUUGCUUUUGAAACUUUACUUUUGAUUGAAAAGAAAUUAAGAUUAAUUUAAUUAGAUUUUGACCUUAAACAUUAAUAAAGGUAAGUUUUUGUAGUCUAACCCCACCCCCCACCCCCAGGAUCAGAUAUAUCAAAACUUGCAUGUUAUAAUUGUAUGUUAUGUGAAUGCAUGUUACUUUUGUAUUUGACAUGAAUGUCCAGUUUAUCAAACCAAAACAGAACAAAUACUAUAUUGACUAUAUUAAGUGUACUUAAAAACAAAUGAAGAUACAUACAGCUGAGAUAGAUUUUCAUAUAUAAUAAGUUUUUAUUUAUGUAAAUGUUUUAUGCAUGCUAUCGUACACGGAUCCUCAGAAUGACUUCCUUUAUAUCUUUUUGAUCUCGUGUAGAAGAUAAUAAUUGUUGACACCUUAGAUAUGUGAAAUGAACAGGACAGGAUCUUAUAUCCUGAGCUUUGACUUUAUUUUAGUAUUGAAUGAUGGAGAAUACGAAAAUUAUGAUUUUAUUGAGAAUGGAUGUGAGUUUAACAUUUUAUUUGUUAGAUUGUUAGACAUUUUACACUCGGUUGUGACAGAAUGACUUGUUUUGAUUCAUUGUUGUUUUAAUUAAUAUUCUGACAUAGUUUUUUUCAUGAAAUUUGUUUAUUGUAAUAUGUCCUUUCAAUCAAAAAAAGUUUUGAUUAGGAUUUAUUUACAAAAUGGUUCCUCCCAUUGAAAGGUCACAUAUUUGUGCUUACUGACUUCCCAAAAGAGUUCUGCACUAUCUUUCAAGAACAGUACAGUAAAACCUUGUUAUACUGCCACCAAUUGUCCAGAGAAAUUUUGGCAUUAUAAAGGGAUUUGACAAUAAAUGAAGGGAAAAGUUUAAUGGAAUUCAUAAGAAAUCAAGAAAAAUGGCCCUUGAAAUAUGCUGGUUGUGUAAGAGGUGACAAAAGUUGAACUUUUGAAUUAUUAAGUGAAAUUCAAAAGUAUAUUGUGCACCAUAACUUAGAUAAAAAUCAUGAUUUUGUAUUAAAGAAACACACUUAAUGCAUUUGUUAGGAGUUAAGUUGACCAUGCAUGAAACAAAUUGACCUUCGUUACACUGCUUUCCUAUUUGUGUGUAAGCAUUGUCAGCUUUGACAUGAGGACCAGCCUACAGCCAUCCAUGGUAGAUUAUGAUAUAUAUGUCUUUAAUUUCUUGUUUUGUCACGGUUAUUUUUAACAAUAACGUUUUACUUAGACAGAUACAU